Molecule: messenger RNA, 1299 nt
Organism: Cotesia glomerata
Lineage: Eukaryota; Metazoa; Arthropoda; Insecta; Hymenoptera; Braconidae
Exons: 3
Coding region: 236-1255 (339 amino acids)
Source: RefSeq, a predicted model, not a curated record
AUAGGGACAUUAGGUGACUGUGGUUUUAUGGUGAUCUCAGAGUGGUUCGAUAGUAAGUUCACCGUAGUCUUAUCAUUUUAUCACAGUCGUUUCAUAGUUAUCUUACAACAGUUUCACCAUAAAUUCAUAGUAAUUUGAUAGUAAUUCCAUAGUGAUACUGCAGUCAGCUUAGAGUGACACCACUGUUUUCUUAGGUGACGGGGAGUGGGUUGAGAGGGUAUUUUAUGAUGCCUUAAUGGGUGCCAAAAUACCCCAGUUCUUGGAUACAGCAGCAGACCACAUAUUUGGACAGAAUGUAUUAUUGAAAAGCACAAUCACAGGAAAACCUUCUAAUAGAUCAAAAAAUAUUCAAGUGGAGAAACCAGAACAGUUAGAUGCUCAUUUAAUGCAGCGUAUGAGAGAUGAGCCGAAUUAUGUGAAUGAUUCAACAAUUGCAGAGUUGGUCGAAGUGGUGUUUGAGAGUAGUGACGAGGAAACUACCGAAAAUAUUAAUGUCCAAAAUUGGGAAACACAACAUGAUUCAACGGACAUUAAAGAGACUAUUAAUGGUUUAAAAAAUCUGAUAAUGUUUAAAUCAGCAAACUUAUCAGUUUGGCAGGUGUUUACAGCUGUAAUGGCGAUCAUUGUGGGCUUUAAUUUAUCAGAUGAAGUGCAUCAGGCGCUUCUGGAACUAAUUAAAUUUGUAUCGGGACCAGAAUUUAAAUAUUUGGACACUUCGAAAUAUUUAAUGAACAAAUUAUUUAAUCCACUCAGUUCAGCGGCCGAAUAUGUAUUUCAUUGCACAAAAUGUAAUGCAUCAUUGACCAAGCCUAUACCAAUCAGUAAAAAUAUCCAGCGUGAAGUAAAAUGUGAUAAGUGCAACGCGAAAUAUAAAACUUCGAAAAAAGAAGGAAAUUUUUUUGUUACGCUCGACAUGCAAUCUCAACUUCAACAUUUUUUAUCUAAUGAAUUUAUCCAACAAGAGAUUGAAAAUAACGUGAAGAAUCGCCCAAAUUUCACCAACGGGAGUAUAAGUGACGUAUAUGAUAGUGAACGAUAUAUAAAUGAUGAAUUCAUUUGGACAAAAAAUGAUGAGAAUAACACUGUGUUGACAUUAAAUGUGAAUCUUGAUGGAGCACCGCUAUUUAAAAGCGGAAAAAAUAGCUUUUGGCCAAUCCAAUGUAUUAUUAAUGAAAUACCGCAAAGUUCCGCCAUAAAUUUAUGCUUUUGGCUGGUUUAUGGUACACUUCGAUUGAGCCAAAAGCUGAUUUCAUGAAUCUCUACUUAGAUUUAUUUAUUGCGCAAAUUAAAAAGCUGACA